Messenger RNA from Dibothriocephalus latus, 363 nucleotides. The record is from the annotation of a GenBank genome assembly. NCBI's taxonomy places the organism in Eukaryota, Metazoa, Platyhelminthes, Cestoda, Diphyllobothriidea, Diphyllobothriidae.
CUGCGUCUCAUCAAUCUCCUCUUCCAGUUUGGUCAUCUAUCCGAGAUCCGCGACCUGAUUCGCGAGGGUCUGGGCAAGAUCCGUCUGCAGAAUUGGUUGGUGGUGCUGCAGCAACUGCUGGCACGCAUAGACACCCCUUUGGAGCAUGUGGCCAACAUCAUUGUCGACCUGUUGGUUGCAGUGGGCCGUCGCUACCCACAGGCCUUGAUCUUCUCCCUCGUGCUGGCCUUCAAAUCGGGCGGUUCUGAUCGACGUCGGUACUAUGCCAACAAGAUCCUCUACAGCAUGGAAGAGCACAGUCAACAGUUGGUGUCCGAGGCCUUUCUGGCAAGUUUAAUUUUAGUUUUAUUAAGGAACACCUAG